AUGGCGGAUUCCGACGAGAAGACCCGCCCCGACGACGCCCAAGACACGAAGACGAAACCUCUCCCACACUGGCGUCUUGUCAUCGAUCAGGCUGGUGUUACGCCCGAGGUCCUUGCCUACAACUAUCAAGGGUCCGGCACCGAGCAAGACCCUUUUGUGGUUCAAUGGAUCCCAAACGACCCAAGAAAUCCCCAACAAUGGAAAGACUCAAAGAAGUGGUCCAUAACGUUAGCCGUUUCAUUUGCCACUUUGACUGUUAGUCUGGUAUCAUCGGCAUAUACGGGAGGCAUAAAGGAAAUCAUACGAGAUUUCCACCUUAGCCAGGAGGUAGCAACUCUGGGCGUCUCUCUGUUUGUCGUUGGUUUCGCUCUCGGGCCUUUGCUAUGGGCACCACUGAGUGAGAUCUUUGGCCGCCAGCUACUGUUUAUCGGAACCUAUGCUGGCCUUACCAUCUUCAAUGCAGCCUGUGCUGGUGCUCCUAAUGGGGCUUCGCUACUGGUCUUCCGAUUCCUAGCUGGUUCCUUUGGUUCUUCUCCCUUGACCAAUGCUGGCGGAGCCAUAGCUGAUAUGUUUGCGCCCGAACAACGAGGCUUAGCGAUGACGCUUUUUGUGGCUGGACCAUCUCUAGGUCCAGUGUUGGGUCCUAUUUGCGGCGGAUUCCUCGGCGAGAACGCUAGUUGGCGUUGGGUGAUGGGAUUCCUUGCCAUCUUCGCUGGGGUUAUGUGGAUCGGAGGAACCAUCCUCAUUCCAGAAACCUAUGCCCCGACGUUGCUGAGGCGCCGGGCUGCUAAACUGUCUAGCAUGACUGGCAAAGUUUAUACUAGCAGCAUCGAAUUGAAACAAGGCAAGGUCUCUUUGCGCAGUGCUAUUGGCACCUCCCUCCUGCGGCCGUGGAUUCUCCUCUUCAAGGAACCUAUCGUUCUCCUGUUAUCGAUCUAUAUGGCCAUUAUCUACGGUACCCUCUACUUAUUCUUCGCUGGCUUUCCGGUAGUUUUUGAACAGGCUCGGGGUUGGAGUCAAGGUAUCGAAGGGUUAGCAUUCUUAGGUAUAGCUGUGGGUAUGUUGGCGGCUUUGAUCUAUACGAUCCCUGACAACAAGCGCUAUGUUCUCCUCCAUCAAAAGCACAACGGUUUUGCACCACCAGAAGCUCGGCUCCCACCAGCAAUAGUUGGCUCUUUUGCAAUCCCAGUGGGGCUGUUUUGGUUCGCUUGGACUAAUUAUCCAUCCAUUCAUUGGAUUGUCAGCAUCAUGGCUGGUGCUCCUUUCGGCUUUGGUAUGAUUUUGGUGUUUCUAAGCAUCCUGAAUUAUUUGGUCGAUGCAUAUACCAUCUUUGCCGCUUCAGUUCUUGCUGCUAAUUCGAUUCUACGCUCUUUGUUCGGCGCAGCCUUUCCGCUCUUUACAGUACAGAUGUAUGACAACUUGGGAUUGCAUUGGGCAUCCAGCAUCCCAGCAUUCCUGGCGUUGGUCUGUCUCCCGUUUCCGUACCUUUUCUACAUAUAUGGAGCGCGCAUCAGGACUCAUUGCAAAUUUGCCGCUGAAUCGGAUGCCUUUAUGCAAAGUUUAAAGGAGGCCCAGAAUCAACGAGAACGCGAGUUAGAGGAGCAGGACAAUAGUACCGAGGACGAGCGUACAGUCGUUGACGAAGGAGUGAUCACUUCAGGCCAUAGACGAACGUCCUCGGUCCAUGGUCCAUCUUCAGUAUAUGAUGGCAACCCCUAUGACAUUGAUCGAGUUCACACCAGGAAUUCAUUCUCUUAG
Messenger RNA from Fusarium tjaetaba, 1758 nucleotides. RefSeq lists its product as uncharacterized. NCBI's taxonomy places the organism in Eukaryota, Fungi, Ascomycota, Sordariomycetes, Hypocreales, Nectriaceae. The record is from RefSeq and is a predicted model, not a curated record. Gene Ontology annotation, molecular function: transmembrane transporter activity. The transcript has a single exon. Gene Ontology annotation, biological process: transmembrane transport. Bases 1 to 1758 code for a protein of 585 amino acids.